AACAGGAGAGAGUCUGUAGGGUUUUGUCUGAGCUCAUGGUGUGCUCCCACGGUACUGGCACACAGGAGGUCAAGAAAGAUCUCCCAACGUGCGUCUCAGUCGUGGAGCAGCCUUCGGCAGUCUCCUCUGCAAAUGGGCUCCAUGGCCUAGCGUCCCCGGACCCGCCAACCGUUUCCACCCACCCACAAGCGACAGCAUGGCAGCCACCCCCUGCAGCGGCUCGCUCGUGGCCACCCACGACUAUUGCCAAUGCCACUGGGGCUCCACUUCCAGUAACAGCUCCUGUGGAAGUGCAGAGUAUCCUGGCGACGCCAUGCCUCAUCACCCCAGUCUCCCCCAGGCCGACCCUGGUCACUGGUGUGCAAGCUUCUUCUUCGGGAAGUUCACUCUCCUGUUCAUGGCUACAGGGUUGGAGUCCCCAGAACGCUCGGACUCUGCCCAGGCCUCCAGCCGCACGAUCACCUGUGAUGUGGCUCUGGAAGGCCUGAGGAAGCAGCCUGGCAGCCAGCCUGGCCAAGCCAACACCGGGCCCCCAUCCUAA
Messenger RNA from Zalophus californianus (California sea lion), 541 nucleotides. RefSeq names its product pancreatic progenitor cell differentiation and proliferation factor-like. NCBI's taxonomy places the organism in Eukaryota, Metazoa, Chordata, Mammalia, Carnivora, Otariidae. The transcript has a single exon. The record is from RefSeq and is a predicted model, not a curated record. The coding region runs from base 197 to 541 and encodes 114 amino acids. Gene Ontology annotation, biological process: multicellular organism development; cell differentiation.